CAAGAAGAAUACACACACUCGGAUACCUCAGAGGCUCAAACCUAGCUAGUAGAUCUAGCAAUGGCGGCUCAGGCUCCCACCCUCCAGGUUCCCAAGGACGCUGACCUGCUGCAGGCGCAGUCCGACCUGUGGCGCCACAGCCUCUGCUACAUGACGUCCACGGGCCUCCGGUGCGCCAUCAAGCUCGGCAUCCCGACCGCCAUCCACCACCUCGGCGGGGUCACGUCGCUGCCGGACCUGAUUACCGCGCUCUCCAUCCCGCCGGCGAAGCUGCCGUUCCUCCGCCGCCUCAUGCGGAUGCUGGUCACCACGGGCGUCUUCGCCAAGGCCGACUCCGGCUCCGAGGGGACGGAGCUCUUCCGCCUCAACGCGCUGUCCAGCCUCCUCGUGGACGGCGUCGACGCCGACGAGCACCACUGCCAGACGUCCUUCGUCCUCGCCGCCACCUCGAGCCACUACCUGGAGGCGUCGCUAGGGCUCGCGGACUGGUUCAAGAAGGACUUCGGGGAGGGGCCGCCGCCGUCCCCGUUCGAGGAGGUGCAUGGAGCGCCACUCCUGGACGAGAAGACGGCCAGCAUCUGCCCGGAGCUCGACAAGCUCGUCAUCGAGGGCGUGGAGGCCCAUGACAACUUGGGCAUCGGCACCAUCAUGAGGGAGUGCCACGACCUGUUCAAGGGGCUUGAGUCUCUCACCGACUGCUGCGGCGGCGACGGCACGACGGCGAGGGCCAUCAUCAAGGCCCACCCUCACCUCAAGUGCAACGUUCUGGACCUCCCCAAGGUGAUCGAGAAAGCCCCGGCUCACGACGUCAUUAACUUUGUCGCCGGCGACAUGUUUCACACCAUCCCACCUGCUCAAGCUGUGAUGCUCAAGCUUGUGCUGCUCCACUGGGAUGACGAGGAUUGCGUGAAGAUCCUGGCUCAGUGCAAGAAAGCCAUUCCUUCUCGAGAGGAAGGAGGAAAGAUUAUCAUAAUAGAAGUACUGGUCAAUCCUUCUUUGGGGCCAAUAAUAUACGAAUCUCAAGUGCUAUUCGAUGUGGUCAUGAUGACUGUUACGAAAGGUGGUCAACGGGAUGAAAAUAGCUGGGCUGAGAUCUUCAAGAAAGCUGGGUUUAGUGACUAUAAGAUUGUCAAGAAACUUGGAGCUCGAGCUGUGUUUGAGGUCUAUCCAUGAGAGAUGUUGUGCUUGAAGAAAAUAAAUAAAAGGGUUCGCCUCCUACCAGAAGGAAAGUCCUAUGGAUCAUGCAGUAGCUAAACUGCUAAGCUUGGUUACUCUAAGAUCCAUGUAUCUUUAAUUUCAAGGAGUAUUAAAAGUUUUUUUGUGUGUGUUUUUUAUGUAUGUGCCAUGCAUGUUGGUAUGCUCCACCAGAACCUGGCUCAAUACUUGUAUUUCUCAUGUAUAUUAUUUCAAUAAUAUGCUUGUGAGUCA
This is a messenger RNA of Lolium perenne, 1428 nucleotides long. RefSeq names its product daphnetin O-methyltransferase 1. The record is from RefSeq and is a predicted model, not a curated record. Gene Ontology annotation, molecular function: O-methyltransferase activity; protein dimerization activity. Lineage: Eukaryota; Viridiplantae; Streptophyta; Magnoliopsida; Poales; Poaceae.